ACCUGCUCUGCAAAGACAAGUCAUAUACGGUGUCCGAAAAUGGGCUGGAUAAUAUUGGGAGUAGUUUGUGUGUGGCUAAUACCAGUGAUCGUCCCUGCAGCCUCUGAUUUUGUCUGGUGUUACCUUGACCCUUCUUGCAAUGAUGCUGCGUGGGUGACUCUGGCUCCUAAAUACUGUGCUGGAUCUCGACAGUCUCCCAUUGACAUCGUUUCCAAAAACGCCACGUAUGAUGGAAACCUGACAGCUUUAAAAUUGAACAAUUUUAACAGCAAAACAGCCCUGACCAAGAUCGAGAACACAGGGCAUACAGUGAAAGUGACGUUGGCCAGUGGAGUGAGCGUGUCAGGAGGGGGGCUCACUGAACGGUAUGACAGUUUGCAGUUCCACCUCCACUGGGGCAAGGGGACAUCUGUACCAGGCUCUGAACACACUCUGGAUGGCAAACGUUUCCCCAUGGAGUUCCACAUUGUGAGUCUCAAGUCUUCUUACAACGGGAACACAACAGCGGCUACAGCAGAUCCAACCGGAGCUGCUGCGCUUGGAUUUUUAAUUGAAGUGUCUGAUAAUACAACUGGAGAACCUGCAUCAUGGAAGACUCUCACCUCCUAUCUCUCCAAAAUCACACAAAAAGGUAAUUCAUGUACAACAGUUCUGGGCAUUUGUGGGCCUAAACAAGAUUUUGGUUGUGGUGCCAUCUGUUACAAGGGACUGACUCUUACCACACUUGGCGAGGAGAAAAUUCUCAUCCAGCUCAUCCAAGUUGCAGCAGCUUGA
This is a messenger RNA of Boleophthalmus pectinirostris (great blue-spotted mudskipper), 774 nucleotides long. RefSeq names its product carbonic anhydrase 6-like. Gene Ontology annotation, molecular function: carbonate dehydratase activity; zinc ion binding. Bases 40 to 774 code for a protein of 244 amino acids. The record is from RefSeq and is a predicted model, not a curated record. Gene Ontology annotation, cellular component: plasma membrane. The transcript is spliced from 8 exons. Lineage: Eukaryota; Metazoa; Chordata; Actinopteri; Gobiiformes; Gobiidae.